Messenger RNA from Drosophila rhopaloa, 2919 nucleotides. RefSeq names its product protein dalmatian (gene dmt). Lineage: Eukaryota; Metazoa; Arthropoda; Insecta; Diptera; Drosophilidae. Bases 77 to 2509 code for a protein of 810 amino acids. The transcript has 3 exons. The record is from RefSeq and is a predicted model, not a curated record.
GGAACGGUCACACCACUGACGAAAAUGGCGGGAGCUGUACACGAAAUUUAUCUGAUUAACAAUUAAUUUCGAUAAAAUGGUUAAAACUCGGGCAGUACCUUGCGCUACGGCCUCGGAAGUGAAAACCAUAAAAAGACGCUAUCGCCAGCGUAAUAAAAAACUAUCUGACGAAGAUAUUCUAGCAGCCAUAACGAAGCCCCAGUGCUCGCUUAGAAAAUGCGUGGUAAAAAUAAAGCGCAUUAAAAUUAAGGAGGGGGUCAUAUCUAGUGAAUCUCAAAAUGUUCCGCUCGAUGUUGAUGCGAGCGUUUUCGAGCCGGCUCGUAACUCGACGAUGCACGUUCUUCAGAAUGUACAGAUAAAAAAGAAACCUGAAUAUGCCAGGGAGAAAGUAGCUGGCCCCGAAAAACAAAAAUCACCCUGUCGAGUGCCCCUAAGGAAUAUUGGCUCUACCAAACCUGCGGCGGAGGUGGCAUCCACAAAACCAUCUCGCUUUUUCCACAGAGAUCAGCCGCCAGCUAGAACCAGAUCUGCAGUGACCCGCAAUGUCUUCGAUUUCCUCUCCCAAUCCCAGAUUGAAGAUGACAAUAGAAGGGAGGAUCCCGCAGCGGACAUAGUUCAGCGGAUGGUAAGGGACGGCAAGGCUUGCGUGAUGAUGCGCUCCAAAAAUUCCGGAAAAACCAGGGCCAAGGCAAUGAAAAAGAAAGUAAGACCUGUGGGCAAGCGGAAAAAGGUUUCGCUGAAGGACAUAGAGCCCGAGCCAGUGGAGAUUGUACCUAAAAUCAGAGAACUGCGCAUGCAAAAGCCAUCAUGCCCAUUGCCGCCAAUUUACGAGCCCGAGGAGGAUUCAAGCAACGAUGUAGAGCCAGUGGAGCCCAUUGAGGUGUCUGUCCAGGUGAAUGUCGAGCCGAGCAAUUCCAAGCAUGCCCAAGAUGGCGCCUACAGCAAUUUGGCCCGUUCCGCGAUGCUAAAUCAGACCCAGACGCAGAAGCCGCCUAAUUCGAAGGACAGACGUCGAGAGCUGAUUAACAUGGCGCGUCAGUUGGUAAGCACGCCACUGAAUCGCAAGGCUCCUCCGGCACCAGAAGCGAAUGCUUCAGUCGCUGCAAUAUCGCCUAUUAAUCGGCCGUCCCCGUCUGCCGGGAGUCCAGUGAGUGCGGCAUCCCCUUGGCGCGUUCCCGACGAGUCGCCAAUGCCGAAUACUUUUAUGUUCGGCUUCAACACCUCCCAGCUGCCGUCUUACUCCAGUGAUCACGUGCGGCGACGGCAUGUCUAUGUGCCUGAUGUACGAACGGAGCAAUCAGAAGAACCCGUUCACGAGGAAUCCAUUUGCCCGGCUUUGCACGAGCAAAGUCAUGGCUCUAAUGCGAAUGACUCGAAUGAGGAGAAUCGCCCGCCUCCCACUGCCAGCAAAACAAUAACUUUUAAUGAUCAGGAAAAUGCUGUUAAUGCGGAGGAUGCGGAGAACUUUGUGCACCUGCCAAAUCCACGGAAAACUCUGCAAAAGCGCACGCCCUUUAAGGACAUUAACAUUCUAGAUGUGGUUGUGUUGCCAUCAUGGAAGAAGAAUGUGCAAGCCACUCCCUCUAAAGAAAUCUCUUCCACCAGAGUCUCCUCUAAUCCAGCAGCAACUGCAUCACCAGCACAUCGCAGUCAAACGCGGGCGAAUCUUUUUGGUUUUGACGAGAUUUCACCAUGUCAAAAUAUACCGAGAAAAACAAUGGAGCCACGAAAUGCGCCGACCACUCCCUCGAAUGAAAUCUCUCCCACCAGAGUAACCACUAAUUCAGUGGGGACAGGUUCUCCUGCAAAUCGUAGUCAAACGCAGGCAAACCUUUUCGGAAUUGAAGAAAUCGCGCCAUGCCAAGAUAUGCCAAGAAAAUCAACGAAACCACGUACAUCUACUUCAGCAAAUCUCUUCGGCUUUGAGGAAUUCAUCACAGAGAACGAAGAUGUAGCAUCUGUUUCUUCUACUCCUCUGAGCCAAAACGUAACCCUGCAUGAUAAACUCCAUCGUUUGGCAGAGCUGCGUCCCAGCGAUAGGGAGCUACCAGAGGUAUCAACCGCCUCGCUGCAUGGCGAUUACCUGGGAGGAUGGCAAUCUAAGCAGCGGGAUAUUAGAGACGUGUUUUGCUCCACGAUGAUUUCGAUGCCAAAGCCACGGAAACAACAAGCUGCACUGGCUGCAGAAGAGACCUUAGGUUUGUUUAAGGAUAACGAAGCCGAGCCGGAGAAAACAUUCAACGAAAAGCAACCAAGGCGGACCUAUGUAAAGGAGCGACCCCAGCGCAAGCGAAAGAAGCGAGUGCAGAUUUUGUACAUUGAGAGUGAAUCUGAGGACGAGAACGAGCAGGACUCGCACGAAAAAAGCUUUGAUUCUCCGCAGAAAAAGCAGCCACAGAAUAAACGACCUCGUAGGGAUAUCGAACAUGAGGCUAAAUUGCAGGAGUUUAUUUCCAGUUUCAACAAGGAGUGCGAGGAAGUUGAACGAUUCCCAGUGAUAAUUGAAUAAUCAUAUUGCCUGUUUUUUUUUUAUAAUUUUGAUUAUGUUGCAGAUUAAGGGAAAACAUGUCGAUUUUAAUUUAGUUUGCUUUUGUUUUUUUAAUACCCUGUAAGUCUAUCUUAUUGUUUUGUCAAAAAUAUCCCAGGAAGACAAACAGUCUAAAUGUAUACUGUAAAAAUAUAAUUACCUACUAAGUGUCUCCUGAGCACUUUAUGCAAUCCUAGUUUGUAAUUCUAAAAGUAUUCUUAAUAUCUAUCGCAUGGUUCGGGUAAGACUUAAAGAAUUCGUUUUUAUGCACCAUCAGUAUAUCGCAUAUACACAUUAUUCAUAAUUAAUUAAAAAGUAUGAAUGAAACAUAACAUUUUCAGUUUAGUACAUUUAGAAGUCUUACGAAUAAACAAUUAUUUAUUAUUUCAAAA